AUAAAAUAUAAGGGAGGGAGGGAGGGUAGGAUUGCUCUUUGGCCGACAACGCUGUGGAAGGCAAGUGCCGACAGCUCUUUUAAAGUGUUGCUGCCUGGUGCAGGCAUGGCAGAAGCCAAUGUUCGGCUAGCUAGCAAGGUGCUGCCCAACCUCUGAUUGGCCCCUUUGAAGCUGAGGUUAAGAAGGGAGUUCCACCCUGAGAACAUGCUAGCUGGGGCAAUUCCCAGAACAGUUGACAAACAUACAUGAGUUUACAGCCAGGAUGGCCGUGGAGAGCAAGGUGCUGCAACUGCUGCCCACCUGAAAAUAGUGAGCACCCAUUUCUUCCUGUGUCCCAUUCACCCAGUCACCUCUGCAACAUCUUUCCCUUUCCACCAUGUGCCUCCCCAUUCUCCAUUCUAUUCCUUCUCUGACUCUCCAAGCUCCACCUACAUUCUAAAGGUAACUGCAAUAGCUGUUGCUAUGGACAGAACCAUCCCUUUCGUUGAUGGUCUCACAAACAACCACCUUAUCUUCUUUCUGGUCUGCUCUCAACUGUGGGAAGCUUUUGGGGCUCGGAUAAGAAGCCAAAGCAGGAUACUCUGGAGGUUGCUUUCCCAGUCAGAGAAAAUGACCAACCCUUACACAUGGUAACUGGUGUUGAUCUCAUUGAAUAUUUUGUGUGAGACUGCAGGUCAGAAACCACCACAAGGCUUUAUGUAUGCCUCUUAUGAGGUGACCAUCCCAAGAAAACUAGUCCCUAGGUAUGGACAAGAACAUCAUGAUGUCACUUACCUACUGCAGAUUGAGAGAAGGGGCCAUGUAGUGCAUCUUAAGCAGAACAGGGGCUUUGUCACUAAACACCUCCCUGUCUUCACUUACAGUAAGAAGGGAGACCUCCAGACGGACUAUCCUUUCAUCAGAGAUGACUGCUUCUACCAUGGCUUUGUACAAGACAAGCCUUCCUCCUGGGUCACCCUCAGCACUUGCUCAGGGGGUCUCAGGGGUCUGCUGCAUUUAGAAAAUGACACCUAUGAAAUUCAGCCUGUGCAGAGAUCUGCUUCUUCUCAACAUGUGGUGUAUAGGUUGGAAGAAAUAGAGGGUGCUGCACGCAUGAUGUGUGGGUUAACAGAAGAAGAGCAAAGGCAUCAAGAGGCCAUGAUCCGAAAAACAGAUAUAGUGGCUAAGGGUGCUCCAGAAGGAGGUUGGUGGACACACACCCGUUAUGCAGAGGUUGCAAUUGUUGUGGAUUACGAAAGAUAUGUGAGAAUUGAUAGAAAUGAAACUGUUGCUGCAAUGCGAGUUCUAGAUGUCAUUCAUGUUGCUAAUUCUUUAUAUAAGCAAAUUGGUGUUGUCGUGACUCUUGUUGGAUUGGAGAUUUGGUCAGAAAAGAACCUCAUUGUGAUUGAUAACAACAUUAACACCCUUCUUUCUAAUUUCAAUGACUGGAGAACAAACACCCUAAAUAAACAUUUAAAGAACGAUGCUGCUCAUUUAUUUGUAUAUAAGGGUUUUGGACGUACGCGAGGAUUAUCAUAUUUAGGAACAAUCUGUUGGACUGAUCGGGCAUGUGGUGUUGAAUCAUAUGUUGGCUAUAGUUUGUCUGAUUUUUCUAAUACAUUUUUCUAA
Molecule: messenger RNA, 1608 nt
Organism: Zootoca vivipara (common lizard)
Lineage: Eukaryota; Metazoa; Chordata; Lepidosauria; Squamata; Lacertidae
Source: RefSeq, a predicted model, not a curated record